AUGGUUCAGCACUUGAACACAACAGGCGAUCAGCCUUCAGAGCAGUCACCGCUGCUGGGCAAAGCCGUCGACGCGAACGGGCAUGGGACCGUGUCUGUCUCGGCAGCCGAAGUUCCGGCCCAACGGUCACUCGCAGGCAAUGGAACCAACGGAUCAAUCCUGAAAGCCGGUACCGACGAUGAAGAGAGCCAGGGAGAAGGAGAAACUGAGGAGGGGAUAGACAGGAGCCAUGUAGCCCGGAUUAUUUCGGUGUUGCUUAUCGGCAUCUUUGUCGCACACGCCGACGGCUCGAUCCUGCUAGCAACGCACCCUAUCAUCGCGUCGGAGUUCAACGACUUGGAGAACUCGAGCUGGCUCAUCACUGGUUUCGCCCUCGCGGGGGCUGCCACACAGACACUAUACGGGAAAUUAAGUGACAUAUACGGCCGAAAGAGUCUGGUGAUCACCGCAUAUGUUAUCUUUGUUGUUGGCUGUGCCAUCGUCGGCAUGGGCCAAACCAUGUGGCAAGUCAUCCUCGGUCGAGUCAUCUCGGGCGCGGGGGCAUCUGGAAUGGCCGGACUAGUCUCUAUUCUAAUCACAGACCUCCUCCCGAUCAGAGAGGUCGCCCAAUGGCGUGCGUAUGUUAAUCUGGUUGCUACUCUGGGCCGGAGCAUCGGAGGUCCCCUAGGCGGAUGGCUAGUCGAUGUCAUCGGCUGGCGAUGGUCCUUUUUCGGCCAAAUCCCACCCGUCAUACUCGCCAUUAUCCUCGUUACUGUCUCUCUCCCUAGUCCCCCCCCAGGCGUUGAGCCCUCUGAUACUAUCAACAACACAGCCACCCAGAAGAGCAAGCUCAGCCGCGUCGACUUCAAGGGCUCCGUGCUCUUUGCCCUGGCCAUCCUUGCGCUUCUUCUGCCUAUCGAGCUUGGAGGUGUUAAGCUCCCAUGGUCUCAUCCUGCCAUCAUUGCUCUUUUCGCCUUCAGUCCCGUGCUGCUGUUUAUUUUUGUGGCGGUAGAGAAACGGCAGGCGGAACCGAUUUUACCCCUCGAGAUUUUCCACCGCCGAGAUGCCGUCUUGUCAUUUGCCAUACUGGGACUGCAGAUUGCAGCCCAACUCGGGCUUAUGUUCUCGGUGCCUCUUUACUUCCAGAUCACGACCCGCGCGUCUAACACGGUUUCCGGGGCGCAUCUUGUGCCUGCUGUGGUUGGUAAUGCUCUCGGGGGGUUGAUAUCUGGGCUACUCAUCAAGAGGUCCGGCCGUUACAAGACCCUGAUCAUCAUAGCCGUUGCGCUCUCCUCGUUCAGCUAUCUAUUGCUCAUGCUCCGCUGGCACGGCAACACCAACUUCUGGGAGUCUCUCUACAUUUUCCCAAGCGGUUUCGGCACCGGCGUCGCCCAAUCCGCCGUCUUCGUCUCGCUCCAAGCCGUCGUCGCCGACCCAUCCCACCUCGCACCCGCCAUCUCCUUCAUGUACCUCAUCAGCACUGUCGCGCUGACCAUCGGCCUGCCGCUCUCCAACGCCGUCAUGCAGACCGUGCUGCGCCGGGUGCUGAGGGGGAGGCUGCUUGGGUUGGGGGUGGGAGCUGGGGAGGUUGCGAAGAUCAUUGAGAGCACGGUGUCUGACGUUGACUUUGUGGACCGGGUUACGGGGAGUGUACGGGAAGCCGUGGUGAGCUCGUAUGUUGAUGGGCUGUGGUGGAGCCAUGGCGUGUCGUUCUUGUUCUCCGCCACGGCCUUCGUGUUGGCCCUCUUCAUCCGCCAGCGACGUCUCGAUGGCCCGAGGGCUUAG
Messenger RNA from Chaetomium fimeti, 1764 nucleotides. RefSeq names its product major facilitator superfamily domain-containing protein. Gene Ontology annotation, cellular component: fungal-type vacuole membrane. NCBI's taxonomy places the organism in Eukaryota, Fungi, Ascomycota, Sordariomycetes, Sordariales, Chaetomiaceae. The coding region runs from base 1 to 1764 and encodes 587 amino acids. The transcript has 12 exons. The record is from RefSeq and is a predicted model, not a curated record. Gene Ontology annotation, molecular function: basic amino acid transmembrane transporter activity. Gene Ontology annotation, biological process: basic amino acid transport; transmembrane transport.